AUGCCAGCUCACAGAGAUUGCUGCGCUUCGCGCGACACCAUCAACCAGGAUGCCCCGUUCCGCAUUGACUUCCACACGCAUAUCAUGCCUAGCAAGCUACCCGACAUGGGCACUGGGGAUAAUUGGCCCAACAUGAGACCCAAUGCUGAAGACUCAGGCAAGGUGGACAUGUUUGUUGGGAACACAUUUUUCCGAACGGUGGAGCCAAACUGCUUCGAUGCCGUAGCACGCAUAGCAGAGAUGGACAAAUCGAAUGUCGACGUGCAGGUACUGAGCACUGUGCCGGUACUUUUCUGCUACGACAAACCUGUGGAGCCAGCCAUACGAUUCGCUCGAUUCCUCAACGAUGAUAUUGCCCGACUUUGCGACGAGCAUCCAACACGGUUCAUCGGCUUGGGUACUGUCCCGCUGCAAGAUGUCAAAGCGGCCAUCGUCGAGAUGCGACGAUGCAAGGAAAUGGGUCUGCAGGGGAUCGAGAUAGGCACGACAAUCGGCGAUGUGAACCUCGAUGACAGACGUCUGAAUCCAUUCUGGCAGGCUUGCGAAGCGCUAGAAAUGCCCUUGUUCGUACACCCCUUGGGCUACGCGCUUCCUGCAGAGAACAGCAAGCGGUGGAGUCGAUAUUGGAGCAGCUGGCUGGUAGGCAUGCCUUGUGAGACAGCUCUGUCUAUACACGCUCUGACUUCAGGAGGUGUCUUUGUCAAGUACCCGAAGCUGCGAAUGCUCUUUGCUCAUGCUGGAGGGGCGUUCCCUGCGUUACUGGGUCGCAUCCAGCAUGGCUACGGUUGCCGACCAGAUCUCGUUGCGACAGAUGCCGCCAAUGUGACUCCAACAGAACAUCUAUGCGAUCGGGACAACAUUUGGGUCGACAGUCUGGUUCAUGAUCCGGACCUACUCGAGUACUUGGUCAAGAAGAUGGGCCCCGACAGGAUUGUUAUGGGGAGCGACUUUUCAUUUCCUCUGGGUGAGAUGCCAGAGGCUGGAAAUAUGCUUGCUGCAGAUGAUCAUUUGUCAUCGUUCCUGUGUAGGCAGGACAGAGCGAAGAUGCUGUCUAGCAACGCGCUACGGUUUCUAGACCUCGACCGUGAUCCGCGUUGGCUGCACGUUAUUCAAUAG
Molecule: messenger RNA, 1116 nt
Organism: Fulvia fulva
Lineage: Eukaryota; Fungi; Ascomycota; Dothideomycetes; Mycosphaerellales; Mycosphaerellaceae
Product: 2-amino-3-carboxymuconate-6-semialdehyde decarboxylase
Exons: 1
Coding region: 1-1116 (371 amino acids)
Biological process (GO): secondary metabolic process
Cellular component (GO): cytosol; cytoplasm
Molecular function (GO): hydrolase activity; carboxy-lyase activity
Source: RefSeq, a predicted model, not a curated record